Messenger RNA from Panonychus citri (citrus red mite), 2739 nucleotides. RefSeq lists its product as uncharacterized. Bases 587 to 1720 code for a protein of 377 amino acids. NCBI's taxonomy places the organism in Eukaryota, Metazoa, Arthropoda, Arachnida, Trombidiformes, Tetranychidae. The transcript is spliced from 5 exons. Gene Ontology annotation, cellular component: nuclear body. The record is from RefSeq and is a predicted model, not a curated record. Gene Ontology annotation, biological process: positive regulation of DNA-templated transcription.
ACCAAAUUGAGGGAACAGAAUUAAAAUUGAUUGUUGGCCGCAUGUUUUUCUUUCUUUAAUUGGUGUUUCUUUUCAAUUAAUUGUAAUUUAAUUGGGUAAUUAUAUCAUUCGUUUGGAAUAUUUUAUCCAUUUUUAAUUGGAAUUCACUUUUAAUCUACAUUAAGUCUAUUCUAAAUUAAUUCAACUCUUUAUUUUUUUUGUUCUCUUCUUUAAUUUUUCAUUUAUCUUUCUCUUUCUUUUCUUUCCUUCUCUCUCUUUCUCUUUUACCUCCUCUGCCUCUGUGUGAUUUUUUUUCUCUCUUCACAACAACAAUAUCAACAACUGCUAACUUUGAAUCUCUUUCUCUCUCUGUGUCUCUUUUUUGUACUCACUAAAUCUCUUUUGUCCUCUUCUCCUGUGUGUUUGACUUUCCUUGGUCUCGCCUGUGUCUCUUCAAUAGUGAUAUUGGAUUUAGAUUAUCACUUUGCUGCAUUUCACUUAACCCUCCGCUCGUACCGGUUAACUUUUUUUCUUUUUUCAAAAAUCUCCAUUUAAAUCUAUCACCAUUGAUUCCAACAGUGACUGUAGUUAUACCAAUUAUAAUCAAAUGGGUGACGAUGAAGGUGGACAUCAUUCCCAAGGAUCUUCCAUCAAACCAACUAUUGAAAGAGGUGCGAGUUGGUCUUACAGUGAGACAAGAAUUUUACUCUCCUUAUGGGGACAAGAUCUGGUACAAAGACAGUUAACUAAUUCUAAAAGAACUCGCCAUGUUUGGGAAAAGAUCGCUGAAAGAAUAAAAGAACAUGGCUACGAGCGAACAGCAGAUCAAGUUAGAACACGGGUUUUCAAUAUGAUAGCUGAAUAUCGAAGGAUUUUGAAAAAUCCUACAGCAGAAAGGAAGAAAAAAUGUAUAUUUUUUGAUGCUCUACAUAAAAUUUAUCAAGCUAAAGAUGCCAAUGGAGUUAAGGCUGCACUUAACUAUGAUGAUGAUUAUGACCUAGAACCACUUGAUCUGGGACCUGAUGAUGGUAUGGACGGCGAUGAUCGUGUGGACAGCGGUGAGGAGGGCGAUGAUCUAUUCUCAUAUACCAUGUCCCCUAAUUCUAAUGGAGUCAGUGAAAGACAAGGAACCUCCACUAAUUACAGGGAACCUUCUGCAUCUACUUCUACGCAUAAUUUGGACAAAUCUAGAAAUCUUGAUCAUGAUGAUGAAGACGACGAAUUACCUCAUACAAGUCGGGAAGAUUCGGGUAACCCUGCAAAAAGACUUAGAUCCGAUUCAAAUCCUUCUGCAUUCUAUCAACAUUCUUCUAAUGGUAAUCAAGCUAAUGCAAAUUACGAAGCACCUCCAACAGCUUCGGCUCUUCUUAUUGACAGAAUAUUCAAACACUUGACCAAAGAGACCGAAGUGAUGCGCGAAUGGAUUAGCUUGGAAAAAGAACGCUUCGAACGUGAAGCUAGUCGACGAAAAGAGGAGAAUGAACGAGAAGAGAGAAGAGAAAAGGCUUUUCUCGAUACGCUUAUGAAAAUGCAAGAGCACACAUUCAAACUUCUUUCAUGCUUUAAUGCUGAUAAAAGUCCUACCCCUAAAUCUAACUCAGCAUCAGAGACUUCGACAACUUAUAUGAAUGAAACUACACCACCACCAACAUCAACAACCACACCAAUACCACAAAGAAGUUAUUCUGGAACCAGGUCUACCACCAAACAACAACAACAACAACAACAUAUGCUAUGUUAAAAUGAAGCAAAUUUUUGAAACCAUAAAGAAACACUUCCUCCACGAUGAAUCAACUUAAUCCUGAUGGCGAUUUAUAUACAAACCUUUCAUCAUUAUUGCAAAGGAACCAAACAUUACGUUGGACUGAGUUAUCCCAUCUCAAUCGGAAGGUUUAAAGAGACAAAAAGCUGUGACCUUUCACAAUCAAAGGAUGAAAUCUUCUACCUCUCUCUCUCUCUAUCUCUCAAGAAACUCGAAGAUUACCUAAGCAUCACAACCAGCGACAUUUGUUUUCAACUAAUUAGUUGUCACUAUUAAUACCACAAGUAAUCUAACUUCUAUUCUUUUGCAAAUAACCUCACUUCUCUAUUCCUUUCCAAUGAUACCUCUCAACUAACUGUAGUUUUCAUCAUCCACACAAUGGAUUCCACAAUUACCUUGCUUUUCUUCCCUUCUCACUCUUUUCGUUCAUCGUAAACACUGAAUUUUAUUUAUUACAACACAUCCAUUUCUCUAUGUAGUAUAAUCAUUUGACUUUUUCCUUUCAAGAGCUCAGUUUCAUUCACGACAAACCAUAAACACAAAUACACUACACACAAUCAUGUCUUCAUAUUUUCCGUCGAUCAAAAAUACUCUCAUUUCUUUGUGCUCUCCAUCUCUCUCUCUCUCUCUCUCUCUCUCUCUUUAUCUUCACCUUUAAUCAUUUUUUUCUUUUCACUUAAACAUUUUGCCAUUAAUUUUUUUUUCUAAAAGUGAUGAUUUCCAUGUUUCCAUUGGAAUGACGAAUUAUUUUCUAAUUCUUACAGCCACCACACUCGUUUUUUUUUCGUUUAACUAAAUCUUCUGUUCCUCGAAUGAUUUCCUUCAAGUUUCUCAUCAUGGAAAUUAUCAUCAUCAACAUCAUCAUCAUCACCUUUUUUGUCCUCCUUAAUCAUUUUUGUUUUCAACUUUCACCUUCUAACAUGAAAACUAAAACGAUAAACAAACAAAACACAAAAAUCCAAUAACAAUAAUAUUAAUUCAAUUAAAGGAAAAACAAA